AUGUGCGACGUCGAGUCGGAGCCUGAGCCGGCGCCUGCCGCGGCCGCGGCCGAUUGCGAGGAGGCGCCCGGCGACGUCGGGACCACGCGUCUGCCGGAUCUCUCGCCCGACGGGUGGCCAAUCUACCCGUCUGUGACGGAGCGGUACUUCACAACGUACGUGACCUCCAACCACCAGGCGCUGCACGUCCACUCCAACGGGAUCUGUCUGCUCGGCCUCGCGCCAUCGCACCCGCUGCUGGCGCCCGGCGCGGCGCGGAUCACCGGCGUCGCGUUCCGAGACCACGACGCCAAGAACCUGCUCGCCAACGAGGUGCGCGGCAAGCGCAAGAGCGGCGCAGUCUUUGUGCUGCCGCGCGAUCUCGUCGCCUCCGUCACCACCGAGGCCGGCGGCGACCCGCUGCCGCUGUGGGCGUGUGUGCGCGCCAACGUGAUCGAGGUGAACCGGCGGCUCAUCGAGGAGCCGGAGCUGCUCGGCUCGGCGGGCGGCCGCGGCUGGCUCGCGGUGCUGAUGCCAAAGAUGGCGGAGAAGGGCUCGAUCGGCGCCGCGCUCCUCGAGCUCGACAGGCGCGACGCGGCGGGGAGAGGGAGCGGCACCGAGGAGGGAGGAGGGAGGACGGAACAAGGGGGCUUGCGCUACUUGCGGAAGGGUCUUGAGCCCCCCCACUCCGCUCCCGUUCGCAGGACGGCGCCGCUCCGCGACCCGACCGGCAACCACAAGCGGCGGCGCGACCAGCAGGACGCAUCGGCGCCCGGCGGCGACGAGCAGCAGCCGCGCGUGAGCAGGAAGGCUGCCAGGCGAGCCAGGGUUUGCUGGGACUUUGCAGAGACCGGAACGUGCAAGUUUGCCGACAAGUGCCGCUUCCGGCACGCGGCGCCGUCCGAGGCGCCGUCCGAGGCAGCACCGUCCGUCGGAGGGGCGGAGCCAUCAGGCGGCGCAGAGGCGGGCGAGGCUGCUGAUGCCGGCGAUGGGGGCGAGAGCGGAGGGGUCGGCAGUGGUGGCGCGGAGGGGGGGUGUUGGUGCUAG
Molecule: messenger RNA, 1026 nt
Organism: Emiliania huxleyi CCMP1516
Lineage: Eukaryota; Haptophyta; Isochrysidales; Noelaerhabdaceae
Exons: 1
Coding region: 1-1026 (341 amino acids)
Cellular component (GO): nucleus
Molecular function (GO): metal ion binding
Source: RefSeq, a predicted model, not a curated record